Messenger RNA from Leptomonas pyrrhocoris, 1287 nucleotides. RefSeq lists its product as hypothetical. Lineage: Eukaryota; Euglenozoa; Kinetoplastea; Trypanosomatida; Trypanosomatidae. Gene Ontology annotation, molecular function: protein binding. The record is from RefSeq and is a predicted model, not a curated record. The transcript has a single exon. The coding region runs from base 1 to 1287 and encodes 428 amino acids.
AUGGCGGACUGCGUCGCCGAGGAGGUGUCCGGUCGUGCCGCCGUCGCGGGAGAGGAGCGCCGUGUCCGCGCCGCUGCUGCGCUUGCUUGUGCGGAGGCGGAGGAGAGCGCCGCACGCCACGAUAUUGAAGCGGAGGAACUAGCUGUUGCCCGAGUCUUCAGUGCCGCGCAGUCGAAGUCGCGCGCUGAAGCUGUGGAGGCGGCCCGCCUGCGUGCGGAGUCUCUUCUGGCGAAAUGUGCCGCCGAUGAGGAGAAGAACCGACGACUUCUGUGCUGCAGCGAGCAACAGUCGCGUACGGCGUUAUCGGUAGACCGAAAAUUGGAUCUUAAAACGAUGUCGAUGUUUGGGAAGCGGUGGGCUUCGAUUGUCCAAGACGAAGCUCUGUCGAGGAGGGGUGCCGAGCUGGACGAGAAGGGUGACAGAGCCUUGCUGGACGAGCGGCACGAUGCUGUGUUCUGCUUCCUCGUCGCCCCAUUCGAGAGCAGUCAAACGGAUGCGAGGCCGAGGGGGCCGGCUUCUUCUGCGCUCAGCACAGAUGAAGCCUCCGCGCGGCUUCAACGAAUCGGUCGAGGUUAUUUGCUGCGGAAGAAGUUGCAGCGGCGACUGCUUAACCGUUGCCGGGACCUUUACAAGCAAGGCGUCAUUCACUUAUUGGCUGGCGAGUUCACCCAGCGCCGCGAAAUUGUUGGUGAGGAGUAUCUCGCUCGGCAGGGUCUCGUGGAGCGAUUGAUCACAACUGUGCCUGCCCCACUGCACGGCAGCCCUCUCGGCCCAGUGCUGCAGGAUGUUCUGGAAGAGGAAGAGAAACGGCGAAACGACAUCCUCGACGACUACGCCGUCACACACGACGCUAUCGAGCGUGCGGAACACAAGCAGUUUCUCAAGCACAGCUCUAUCGUCUGCACACCAGAGGCCUCCGACUCGUCCGACGAGGAGGACAACACUGCGCUGGUGCAACCCGAGAUUGCACGGCCGGCAGACGUCGCCUUGAGUGAACUCCAGCGUGAGAGCACUCCUCGGCGACGCUACAAAGGUUUCGAGCUGGACGCGUUGGGCCGCUUCCUGCUCGACUACGAGAAUGACCUAAAUCGGAUGCAAAUGGAGCUCGCUGACUUCCGUCGCCAAGUAGCGUUUGAGCACGAUCAGGUCAAAGACACGAGAGAUCGUGCGGCGCAGGAGGUGGUGCGCGGCGGCACGGGAGCCAUGUGGGUGCCUGCACGUCCGCUGCCUCUUUCGGACCUUGUGCGUGGACCCAGCGUACAGUACGGCGGGAAAAGAAGGUCGUAA